Messenger RNA from Aphidius gifuensis, 2480 nucleotides. RefSeq names its product metacaspase-2-like. Lineage: Eukaryota; Metazoa; Arthropoda; Insecta; Hymenoptera; Braconidae. The transcript is spliced from 9 exons. The record is from RefSeq and is a predicted model, not a curated record. The coding region runs from base 187 to 2124 and encodes 645 amino acids.
AAAUUGCAGUGCAAGUACAUAGAAAAGGAAGAAAAAGAGAAAAAGAGAAAAAGAAAGUCAAGUAAAAUUUUAGAAAAAAUUCACUGAUUUGUAUUGGGAGCACAUAUAAACGAGAAGUAAUUAAAAAACUGGACCUAUACCUAUACUCAUAAAGUUUGUGUGAUUGAAAAAUAAAAAUCUUAAAAUAUGGCUUUAACAAGUACUCUAGUUGAACAACAACAAGCUAAUGACAAGGACAUUCAUCAAGAAAAAUUAACAGCACUUCAAGAGUCAAUUUCAAAUGCAAAUAAAAAAGCAGCUUUUUUAGAAAAUAAUUUUUAUAAUCUGAGAGAACAGUAUAAAAAUAGUGCUCGAAAAUAUGAUGACAAUAAUUUAAUAUUGAAAUCAUUUGGUUCUAUUGAUAAUGAUAAUGAAACAGAACAAAUAAUUAAAACUCCAGAAGUAUUUUUUUCACCAAGAAAAGAUGAUAGAUAUCAUGAUGCUGAGAAUAAUGAUAAUGAUCACCUAAAAUAUAAUCAACAUGAUGAAACUGAAGAAAGUCCAACUUAUACAGCACGAUCAUUUAGAAUUAAAUCAAAUGAUUAUUUUGAUGAAUCCAGUCAAUCUGACUAUGACAAUAACAAUGACGAUGAGAAAAUGAUAAAAAUAAAUAAAAAAAUUAAUCAGCACUAUGAAAAUAAUAACUGGUUACCAAAUUUAUGGAAUGAAAAAUCAGUGGAACAAGCUGAAUUCGUAAAUUACAAUGUCAGUGAAAUGAUGUUGACUAAAUUGGCAAGUUCUCGUAAAACAAUAAUUUCCAGUAGAAAAAAUAAAUCAUUAUCAAAGUCACAUUUUAAUAAUAAAAAGCAUAAAGUGAGUGCUCGAAAAGAUUAUGAAAAUAAUUCUGUUAAAGUUAAAAAAGUCAAACUAAGAAAAACAAACAAAAGAGUUAAACAAACAGCAUCUAAAAGUACAACAGCAAGUGUUAAACACAUGAAUAUUUUACCAGAAGGAAAACAUUUACGAAAACACUCAAAUCGACGAGGCAAACGAUUAAAAAUUAAUAAAAUUGAAACACCAAAACAAGUUGAUGAUGAAAAAGAAACAAAUAAAAUUAUAGAAAUAAUUGAGACAAAUGAAAAUAAAAAAGAAAUUGUUGAAUUAUUUAGUAAUACUGCAGCUAAAAGUGAUCAGAGUUUGUCAGCCACAUCAAGUGAUACAAAAUUUAAAUUAAAUAUAGUAAAAUCUCCUCUUCGAAUGGUUGAUAAAAAAAUUAAAAAAUCAAUUAAAAAUCAAAAUAUUAUUGAGGAAAAAAAUGAUAAUUUAAUAAAACCAGAUGGUGACACUACUACUACUACUACUUUGUCUAGUAAUGUUGAUAUUUUUUAUAGAAAAAAAGAAAAUGAAAUAAAAUUACCAACAGCAACAUGUAAUUUUUCUUGUGAUAAUCAAUCAUUAGCAUCACCAACUUAUCAACGUCCAACAAUAGCAUCACAACAAAAACGUAAAAAUAGAUGUUACUAUGGAAGAUAUAGCUAUCAAUACAUACCAUUUGUUGUUGGAACAUCAAUUAAUAGAACUCAUAAUAUUGGUUUAAAUAUACAGCUUGCAAUGAGUCUAAUGAAGGCACGACAUACAAAUGAGCCAGCAGAUAUUCGACCAAUGUUGAUUAAAAAAUUUAGACGUGGUCUCAAUCCAGCAUACAAUCUUAAAGAUAAUUUUAUUAAACUUGAAGAAAAUUUUAAAGAAACAAAUAUUGAACUGACUCAGAGUCAAAUUUUGCAACAAACUCAACAACAACUAAAUAAAGAAACUCAAAAUAGAAAUAAUAUUGAUAUGAAUGACAUUCGAAAUAUUAUGAUUGAAUUACAUAAUAAUUUUGAAAAAUUGCAAUUAAAACAAGAAAAAUUACAAGAUGAAGCUGAAAAAUCAACAGAUAAAAAAAAAAUUGAUGCCGAAUUGAAAAAACUUGAAAUUGAAUUAACAAUAAAAGAAAAAGAAAUAAAUCAAGUUGUUGCUUUAUAUCACGAGAUUAAAAAAACAACAACAGUAAAUGAAAAUUCAAGGACUGCUUCAACUUCAACACGCUUGACUGCACUUUUACGUAAAAUACAAUCAUUUCAACAACAAUUAAUAUCUUUGUAAAAUUAUUGUUGUUAUUAUUAUUAUUUUUUUUAUAAUUAAUCAAAUUAAAUACAAGAAAUAAAUACAAAUAUAAUGUUUACAUUUUAUUACUUUUUCUACCAACAACACAUUGUUGUUGCAAAAUUUUAAUUUUCUAUUUAUGAUUUAUAUAUUUUAUAUGUUUAUUCAUUUUAUAUAUCAUUUUGCAGUCCAUUCAUAUGUAAUUCUCCAAAUGCAAAUUCGACAAAUAAAAUUAUCAUCAUCAGUUUUUAUCUUUAUAGUAUGUAAUAUGAUUCCUUGCAAUUUGACUCGAGACAAAUACAUUAAAUUCAAUCAGCAUGAAAUAUUCUUUAUAAUAAUAAUAAUUACAUUUUGUU